Molecule: messenger RNA, 2564 nt
Organism: Styela clava
Lineage: Eukaryota; Metazoa; Chordata; Ascidiacea; Stolidobranchia; Styelidae
Source: RefSeq, a predicted model, not a curated record
GUACGUUCGCGUUCAUGUAUCAGUGCUACUGACGUUGUUCAGUCAUCCGAAACCUGAUGGCGCGAAUUUGUUUUGUUAGUUUGUUUUGAUUCACAAACUUGAGUCUGUGAGUUGUACGAAAUGAGAGAAACCGUUUGCGUUGACGGGCAAAAGUUUGCAUAAAUCUAAAACUGGGACCGAAAUAGUAACGACUAAAUGAAUUAACAUUACAUGAUGUCUGAUUGCGGAACUUUUACGAAACUGCGUCAGAUCUGUGAUUUGGCGAAAAAUGUAGAUUUUCUGGACCAAAGGACGGAUAGUGCCAUUCAGAGAAACAACAUCCCAUCGGAAAGGAAUAUAUUGCAAUGUCCCCGAGAAUCUCUUGCAGCAAUGCAGAAUAUGAAAAGUGAAGUCAAGACCAUGUCGAAUGAUUCUUUGAAAAUUCAUUCAAAUCUCCAACGUGUUGCUCAUCGGAAUCAGAAAUUACUAUCAGCUGGAGAAAAAAUUUUGGAAUAUUUAGAAUCGGAAACAAGUAAAGCUGAAGAAUACUUGAAACAGAUGUAUGGUUAUAUUCCUGCCGGUGGUGACAGUAUGAUGGAAAUUUCAAAAUGUGCAGAAUCUAAAAGACUUCUGAAAUCAAGUGAAAAUGAUGAUAAGGUUUUGCCAGUUAUUGAACAAGGGAUUAGUCAGGAUGAAAAUCCUAGUGUUGAAGAAAAUGAUUCUCUAGCUCUCUUGAAGAGUCCAGAAGCUCCAGUUCCUGGUUCUCGUCAAUUUAAGAAAGAUUCUAUUGCUUCUCCUGAAGCUCCAACUUUACAUUCAAAAUUUCAGAAUGAUGAGGAAUUCAGGCUUCCUGCUAUUUCUGCUGGAAAUUUUCAUCCAGUCCGUUUUGAUAAAGAUGGAUGCAAAGGAAAUGCGGAUCGAUUUGACGCCGAAUAUUUUCCGCAACUUCCAAGAUCUCCAAAUUCACCUGGAAUCGAUCAAAUUCAGCCAAACAAGUUUCAGGAUACAGUUGUUGCAUCUUCGCAAGCACAAUACAACAAUCAUGUUCCAAACAUAGAAACUGCAUCAAUGAAAAAAUUCUUUGAAACUCCUGUAAUAAGCGGUGUAAACAAGGGAUCAUACUUCAAAGGCUCUACAGCAAAUGUUCCAUAUGCUCCAUAUUUUGCAGGACUUGAUCAGUCACCAGAUUCACCAGCAACCACAAUGACAAAUCUGGAUACUUUUCGGAAUAUAAAAGCAGUUGGAAACCCAACUAAUGAAGCCGUUUCACCUGAAGUUGAUUUCAAGCUUCAUUCAAGAAGAAGUGUGCUUAAUGAUGCACCUGUGCAUUGUAGUUCAAUGGAUGAUGACACCGUUUUACUGCUGAGAGGUGGAAAAGUUCCUAUGUCUACUAUGAGAACUCCUGAUAGUCCAGAUUUAACAGAAUAUAGACAUUUUCCAAAAGUGAACAUUAAUUUUGAUGAUGAACUACCAGCGACACCGCCAAGUCCUGAGUUAACAUCUCAUUUUAAACAAGAUAGAAAUCAACAAAAUACUGAUAUCAAGGAAAACAUGGAUCCUUCGUAUAAUGAUGGAUUUUCCAAAUAUGAAGUGAAACAGUCACAAUAUAAUGAACUACCUGAUUAUUUAAAAAGGGUGAUUCCUUAUCAACUGAGUUGUGAUUUAGUUGAAAAAGUUCUACAAAAUACUUUUGCCUUAUAUGGAGAUAAAUACCCUCGUGUGACGACGCAGCAGAAAAUCGAAGAAAUAACAUCCUUGGGAUUAAAAACUAAAUCAUUCAUAUUUUUAUUGACGGCUUUGAAAAUUGUAAAGAAAAUUAGUGGAACUGAAUAUUUUGAAGUCUUAGCUUGAAAGUAUGUCUGUUAAUGCUUUCAUUGCAUAUUCAAAUGUCACCCCUGUUGUGAUUGCGAGGAGAACACAGUCUGGAAUAAUGGCCAUUGAUAAACAUGCUGUACAUAUGGAUACUCACUUUAACAAAUGAACAUACAUUUCACAACUCGAUUCAUUGAAAUCAGAGGUUUGAGUGAACUCCUGGGUGUUUGUGAUCGGCUUUGCAAGAUGAAAUAUAUCCAGGAUAGCUCAAGAAGCCCGAACUGUCAUGAAUUGUAUUCCUACUAAAUGUUAGUACAGGUAGCAUGCUUAAUGGUUAAACGAGGCCAAUGCAGACUUGUGAAUUUGAAAAUAUGAUUCAAAUUUUGAUCUCAACGUGGUUAGUUUCACAUUUUAGAGAUUUCUUAUGUAAUAUAUCAAGCAAUAUAAAGCCUGCUGCAAAAAGGUUUUGAGAUAGACACACUCGAGGGUGGGUUGUGCUGCAGUUGUUCUUGUUCAAUGAAGGAACAUGCUAUACCACACGAGUGGCUGCUCUGAUCAUUGGUUACUAUUCGUUAUUUGGACAUUGUUUUUGGUCAAUACUUCUGAUAUUCAGAUUAAGUGAUUUUUUUUUUGCUUUAUUGUUAAAUAUAUUAAUGUUUUCAUGUGUACUGCUGUUUAUUUAUUGCUCAUCAUUUUUAUACAAUGGACUGCUGCUGUUUGCUUGGAGAGAAACAUUACAGUAAUGCACAAAUAUAUACACAUGCUAAGGAGUA